AGCGUGUGCGCCACCGUGUGGUCAAGACGAUCACUGCAGGAUCAGAUCGUAAAAGGGGGGAUGAAGCAAUCUCUGUUAAGGUGGGGAAGCGAUCACGGAUGUAUGAGUAUUGAACCCGGUGACUCACCUGUCUGAGGUGAGGGGUAAUUUAAAAGGUGCAGGUAUAAACGGGUGCGGUACUCAGCAGAACAGAACACACUUAACACACCAUGGAAAAGAAGAGCACGGCGCUAAAAGAGGGCUUUCUGGUGAAAAGAGGUCACCUGGUGCGUAACUGGAAGGCGCGCUGGUUCGUGCUGACCCCGGACCAGCUGCUGUACUACAAGUACGAGGGCAGCAAGCGGGACUCGUGCCAGCGGGGGCGGAUCAUGCUGCGGGGCUGCGAGGUCACAUGCCCCUACCUGGAGAACGAGAGCCGCCCGCUGGUGUUCAAACUGAAGACCCAGAGCUCAGUGGAUCACUUCCUGGAGGCGUGUUCCCGGGAGGAGAGAGAUGAGUGGGCCGCCGCCAUCAUUGGCGCGGUGGAGGACCUCCGUCAGGCUGACGGGGGGGCGGUCGGCCCCCAGGACCCCACCUCCACCCAGCAGCACCUCCAGGACAUCAACCUCAGUCAGGUGGUGGACUCCAUGUAUGACGUCCACAGUGGCAUCAAAAUGACCAACCACGUUGAUCAAGGCAGCACCUACAGCAACUGCUUCUCAGGCUCGGCGGUGGUGGACUGGCUGGUGUUCUCGGGGGCCGUGCUGAGCCGGGCGGAUGCGGUGACGCUGGCGUCGGCGGUGAUGGAGGAGGGCUUUGUGCGCCCGCUGGGCCACCGGAGCGUGGAGGCGCUGCGGACCGCCGGCCUCACGGAGCAGUUCCUGGACGACUCCUCCGCCCUCUACUGCUUCGCGGAGACCUUUAAGAAGCGCGGCAGCGUGAAGGCGGAGACGUCGCUGGCGGCGGUGGAACUCAGCGGUCAUGUGACCCGGAGAGGCUACCUGCUCAAACAGGGCCACCAGAGAAAGAACUGGAAGGUGCGUCUCUUUGUCCUGCGCUCUGAGCCCUCCUUCCUACACUACUACGACCCCAGCAAGAAUGACGUCAUCCCGGCGGGCGGCUUCCCCCUCCGGGGGUGUCUGGUGUCAGCUCUCCAUGACAACGGUGUACCGUCAGGGGUCAAAGGUGAAGUCCAGGGCAACCUGUUCAAGAUCAUCACCAAGUCCAACACCCACUACUACAUCCAGGCUCCCACGCAGGCCGACAAGAUGGCCUGGAUCGACGCCAUCAGGAAGGAGGUCUAGACCCCCUGCGUGUCCAAACCUAGGAUCCAUUAACUCUUAACACUGUAGACUAAUGCAUUCCAUGAAUGCAGUAAUGUAGCAAUUCAAGAAAAAAUAUAUUUCAUGCCCAAUGUCAAUCCGCGACUUUCGUUUGAAUGUCGGAUGCAAUGUAUUAUUAUUAUUAAGUCGUAUUUAAUAUUUGUAUUAAAUAAAAUCAAACCUG
Messenger RNA from Gadus morhua (Atlantic cod), 1485 nucleotides. It is a transcript of the gene plek2, whose product is annotated as pleckstrin 2. Bases 210 to 1283 code for a protein of 357 amino acids. Gene Ontology annotation, biological process: intracellular signal transduction; actin cytoskeleton organization. The record is from RefSeq and is a predicted model, not a curated record. NCBI's taxonomy places the organism in Eukaryota, Metazoa, Chordata, Actinopteri, Gadiformes, Gadidae. Gene Ontology annotation, cellular component: plasma membrane. The transcript is spliced from 9 exons.